CCUUUCUCUAUCGUAGUGAACAAACACAAGCCAUGGAUUGAGACGUCGUACCAUGGGGUAAUCACAGAGAACAUGGAUAUCGUCCUACUGGACCCUCCCCUGGUGGCCCUGGACAAAGACGCCCCCGUGCCCUAUGCAGGGGAGAUCUGUGCGUUUAAGAUACAUGGUCUGGAGGCUCCGUUCGAGGCAGUGGUGCUGAAUGGGACAUCUGGUGAGGGCCAGCUGAGAGCCAGAGGCCCGGUGGACUGUGAGCUGCAAAAGGAGUACACCUUUAUCAUCCAGGCCCAUGACUGUGGAGCAGGACCUGGGGGCACCGGGGGGAAGAAGUCACACAAGGCAGUGGUACACAUCCAGGUGAAUGAUGUGAAUGAGUUCUCUCCAGUGUUCCGGGAGGCCCAGUACCAGGCGGCUGUGACAGAGGGGAAGAUCUAUGACAACAUCCUGCAGGUGGAGGCUACAGACCAGGACUGUUCUCCUCAGUACAGCCAGAUCUGUAACUACCAGAUCACCACCUCCAACACACCCUUCGCCAUCGACCGCAAUGGUAACAUCAGGAACACAGAGAAGCUGAGCUUUGAUAAGCAGCAACAGUAUGAGGUCCUGGUCACAGCCUUCGACUGUGGACAGAAGAGAUCCACAGAGAGCGUGGCGGUACACAUCGACGUUAAACCUGUCUGCAAACCUGGCUGGCAAGGCUGGAACAAAAGAGUGGACUAUGAGCCAGGCACAGGCAGCAAGCAGUUGUUUCCCAAGAUGCAUCUGGAGACGUGUGGAGGGCCUCUCUCCUCAGUGAGGACCAUGGUGGAGCUACAGACCAGCCAUAUUGGGAAGGGCUGCGACCGGGAGACCUACUCUGAGAAGUCUCUGCAAAAACUCUGUGGGGCCUCGUCGGGCAGCACAGACCUUCUCCCUGCUCCCAGCGUCUCCACCAAUUGGACUGCUUCCCUUGUGACAGACAGUGGGCGGGACAGCGACCUCAUCUUCCGGUUUGACGGGCGGCAAGCAGCAAAGAUUCCUGACCAGAUGGUGCCACAGAACCUGACGGAUCAGUUCACAAUCGCCACGUGGAUGAAGCAUGGACCCACUCCUGGACUGAGGGCGGAGAAAGAGACCCUGCUCUGCAACUCUGAUAAGACAGAGAUGAACAGACACCACUACUCCCUUUACGUCCAUAACUGUCGUCUGGUCUUCCUGCUCCGGAGAGACUUCGCCCAGGUGGACACCUUCAGACCUGCAGAGUUCCACUGGAAACUGGAGCAGAUCUGUGAUAAGGAGUGGCACUAUUACGUCAUUAACGUGGAGUUUCCUGUGGUGACACUCUACGUGGACGGAGUGACCUACGACCCUUACCUGGUGACAGACGAUUGGCCGAUCCACCCAUCUCAGAUUGACGUGCAGCUUACUUUGGGUGCCUGCUGGCAAGGUGGUGAGGUGACGAUGCCGCGGUUCACUCAGUACUUCCGGGGCAGUCUGUCAGGGCUGACCAUCAGGCCAGGGAAGAUAGAGAGCCAGAAGGUAAUCUCCUGUCUACAGGCCUGUAAGGAAGGACUGGACAUCAACUCACUGGAGAGCCUGGGCAAGGGCAUCAAGUUCCACUUCAACCCAGCCCAGUCGAUCCUGGUGAUGGAGGGCGAGGAUCUGGAGAACAUGAACGCUGCUCUGAGGAAGGUCUCCUACAUCAACUCCCGCCAGUUUCCCACACCGGGCAUCAGACACCUGCACAUCUCAACCUCAGUACAGUGUUUUGGGGAGGACACGUGUAUCUCCAUCCCGGACAUCGAUGCAGUGGUGAUGGUGCUGCAGCCCAGUGAACCCAGGAUCACCAUAGCUGGGGUGGACAGACUGACCAGGCCAGCAGCUGACGUCAGAGGACCAGCCGGACUCACUCUGUUCCAGGACCUUCACAUCAUCAGUACUGUCACCAAGGGAGACACAGCCUCACACCAUACAGCGGGCAGGCUGGGGGUCCAGGAGGAGAUCAUCCAUAACCUGGACUACUGUGACAUCCUGGUGCUGGGGGAGGAGCUGAGGCCGGAGCAGGAGGGUCUCCAGCUGCAGCGUAGCACCCUGCUGGGGAAACACCUGGACGCCACCAACUCCACCUCCGGCAUGUCUAUAUACGGUGUGGACUCCAUGUCCAACUAUGAGCAGGUGAUCAGACAGGUGCAUUACCACAACUGGCACCCCACCCAGACCCCAGACAGGAAGUUCCGUCUCACCUGCUCCGAGCUCAACGGACGCUACACCAGCAAUGAGUUCACCCUGGAGAUCAGUGUACUCCACAAAUCAGAGGCUGGGGAGCAUGUCAAUCACAUGGUAGCCCCGCCCCAGUACAUGCAAGUGGUUCAUCAUCCGGCCAUGGUCCACAGUCUAUACCCCACACACGGUUCAGGAGUCCCCAGUGCUGCCACAGUGGUGAUAGUGAUCUGUAUUGCCGCCCUGGUGGUGGUGGUUGUGCUAGGCAUCUACCGUAUUCACCUGACACACCAACAGGAGGGCAGGAGCUCAGACACAACCAAGGAGGGAGAGCUGGACUGGAACAACUCAGCGCUCAAUAUCACAGUCAAUCCUAUGGAGAGCUUCCAGGAGCCCCAAGGAGCUGAGGAAGAGGCCAGUGAGGAGGAGGAGGAAGAUGAAGAGGAUGACAUCACCAGCACAGAGUCAGACGACAGCGAGGAGGAGGAGGUUCAAGGAGCUCCCAGGGUACAACAGAGCAGCAAGAGGGGCCAGCUGGACUGAAUAAAAUUAUACAUACAUACUGAUAUACACACUGAUGCACACACAUACACACUGAUGUAUAUACACACACGCUGAGGCGUCAACAUACUCACUACUAUAGAAUAAAUUGUUCAAGUCAUGAGACUACCUGAGAUUUCUCUGAGUUGGGGUAACAUCUCCCCCUACUGGUGAAAAAAUGAAAUGGUAUUAAGAAUAGAAUGAGCACUAAAGUGAAAACACACACACACACAACACCAGUCUGAAUUUAAAAAGACUCCUUUCCUUUAUGUCAAACUAUGUGGUGUUAACUAAAGGCUACCCUGUGGUACUCCAAUGCUGUAAUACUAUCCUGUGGUCUUGAGUACCUCAGACCUCAAGCCCUCGUCCACAAGCUGAAACCUUACCUACUGUUUUUUACUGAGACUGUGAAAAAAAGACAACAAAAUGUGAAAAUACUGUAUACAACUGAAAUUGCUUGUCAAACAUCUGUUUUCCACCUAUUUUUUCAGGGUCUAAAAUCUUGUCUGAAAAACUGUGGUCCUAUAGGUCGCUGUGAUCUUUUGUAAUGGUAACAACCAACUAAUGAAACAAAUACCAAAUGAUAGUCUUUGGGUGGAGUUUUCCUUUAAGAUGGUACAGUCCAGUAUAGGAGAACACCUUCGAUCCUUACCUUGAUACACUAUUUUGGAAAAGUAUGUGGACACCCCAUCAAAUUAGUGGAUUUGGCUAUUUCAGUCACAUUCGUUGCUGACGGGUGUAUAAAAUCAAGCUCACCGCCAUGCAAUCUCCAAAGACAAACAUUGUCAGUAGAAUGGCCCUACUGAAGAGCUCAGUGACUUUCAACAUGGCACCGUCAUAGGAUGUCACCUUUCCAACAAGUUAGUUCAUCAGAUUUCUGCCCUGCUAGAGCUGCCCCUGUCAACUGUAAGUGCUGUUAUUGUGAAGUGGAAACAUCUAGGAGCAACAACAGCUCAGCCACAAGGGGAAGGCCACAGAAAGGGAACGCCGAGGACUGAAACUGAAAAAAUGAUGUCCUCGGUUGCAACACUCACUCCCGAAUUCAAAACUGCCUCUGGAAGCAAAGUCAGCACAAGAACUGUUUGUCAGGGGCUUCAUGAAAUUGGUUUCCAUGGCCGAGCAGCCACACACAACCCUAAGAUCAUCAUGUGCAAUGCCAAACAUCAGCUUGAGUGGUGUAAAGCUCACUGCCACUGGACUCUGGAGCACUGGAAAAAUGUUCUCUGGAGUGAUGGAUCACUCUUCCCCAUCUGGCAGUCCGACAGACGAAUCUGGGUUCCAGUAGAACGCUACCUGCACAAAUGCGUAGUGCCAACUGUAAAGUUUGGUGGAGGAGGAACAAUGGUCUGGGGCUGUUUUUCAUGCAUCGGGCUCGGCCCCUUAGUUCCAGUGAAGGGAAAUCUUAUCGCUAAGGAAUACAAUGCCAUUCUAGAUUAUGCUAUGCUUCCAACUUUGUGGCAACAGUUUGGGAAAGGCCCUUUCCUGUUUCAGCAUGACAAUGCUCCCGUGCACAAAGCAAGGUUCUCAUGCAAUUGCACACCCUAUAGAACUGUUGUGCAACAUUAGCUCAUGGGCUCUCAUGAAGUGUUUGAUUAGAUUUGCGAUUACAUUUGCAUUGAUGUGAGAGUCAUUAGAGGGACAACAGAGUGCUGAGGACCAGGCAGUUAGCAAGUUUGGUAGACUACUAAUUACCAUCAGCAGCAUAAGAGCUUGGAGAAGCCUAAUUACCAUGACUAAGCGGUCAUUUGGAAUUUGACUGCCUUCAUGACUCGUGACCGCCAGUGUGGCGGUAAUAAGGUCACCGCAACACCCCUACAUACAGAAAUGGUUUGUCGAGAUCGGUGUGGAAGAACUUGACUGGCCUGCACAGAGCCCUGACCUCAACACCAUCUAACACCAUUGGAAUGAAUUGGAAUGCCGACUGCAAGCCAGGCAUAAUCUGCCAACAUCAGUGCCCAACCUCACUAAUGCUCUUGUGGCUGAAUGGAAGCAAGACCCUGCAGCAAUGUUCCAACAUCUAGUGGAAAUCCUUCCCAGAAGAGUGGAGGCUGUUAUAGCAGCAAAGGGGGGACCAACUCCAUAUUAAUGCCCAUGAUUUUGGAAUGAGAUGUUUGACGAGCAGAUGUCCACAUACACUACAUGACCAAAAGUAUCUGUGUUCAGUAUAUCAUACCUUUUGUCUAUUGCAUCAAAUUAAAAUUUAAGACAAAAUAAGAAAAACUUAUUUGCAUUGAUUUGCAAUAUUUUAAUACCUGAAAAAUAUGUUGGGUUUAUUGCAAUGGAACAUAUUUGAUUUAUCACUGCGUAUUUAAGCCUGGAUGAUGUGUCUAGGUGAUUUUACAUUUGGUGUAACCAAUGGCACUAAACAAUCUUUAUUUGGUUUUUUUAUUGGUGUCCUUUUGGAGAUGUUGUAGUUACUUGAGGCAUAAUCAUGCAGUUGCAACGUUACAGAAUGUGCAUAUAGAAAUAUGUUGCAUAGAAAAGACACGUUUCUCUGUCAUGCAAAACAAUAACCAUGUCAGCUAUAUGCUUUUAAUUUUUCUUCAAUAUUCUGUACCCAACUGAAUAAGCACCCAGGUGAAAGUUGACCUUGCCUGUUUUUUUGGACACACUAUAAGAGAGAAGGAACCUUGUACAUUUUGAUAUGUUCCUCUUACCUGUACAUACUGACUAGAGUAGGUGACCCUGCCCUGAACCUAGCAAAGCCCCUCCCUCUGUAUGUAUGUAUGCACAUGUAUCUCUAUGUACUAACCCACCCAUGUCAUUUAAUUCUGUUCAUAUCACACCAAACCCACCCCUCUCUAUAUGUUUGCAUCUCAAUGUUCAGUUCAUUCCAAAUGGCUGUGCUUUCUGUCUCUGUUAAGACAGGCAAGACAAACAGACACCGCUGUUCCUACAUUUCAGGAUGGGAGACAACAGUGGGAAAUUAUCAUGGAGGUUAAACCCAACUGAAACUGGUUAAUGGGCAGGGCAUGUAUAGGGUGUUGUCUUCUGUCUUUCUGUAGUCAAUCCCAGCAAUCCCCCUUACCCCCAUCAUACACAGUCCACCUAUUACAAAACGUUGUUUAACCUGCCAUGAGGACAAAUAGAAUGUUUCUAUUUUCUUCAUUUGGGUAUUUGACUGUGUGACCCUGCUUGAUGUAUUCCUUCCCGGGGAUAGUCCUUUGGUUCUAGCUGUACCCGUAUGUAUCCCCUUUGAACUCUUGCUGGACUUUGCAUCAAUCCUCCCCAAUGUUCUCCCAACGUUUGAUUUAGAACAGUGGUCACCAACAUUUGAGUCAAGAUCACUUUCGCAGUCAGAAGGCAAGCCAAGAUCUACCACUCAGAUAAUGAUUUUUACAUUAACCUAAUAAAAACAUCUCUGUAGGAAUGAGAUUUGUGCAGCACACAAUACAUUAUCUUAGCAUAUUGGCUAUAUGCCUGCCCUGACAAUAUUGUUAUUCUCGACCAUAUUAUAUUUCAAAACUCGAGCUAAUAGAUCAGUUGGUGUAGCACUUGUGAGGCACAAUCCUAUUUAACAAGACUGAUGGUACAGUACCUGCAUCUGAUGGUCAUGGUGAUUUUAAGACAACUGGGAACUCUGAAUAAACGAGGUCAAACCAAGAAGUCAGUGAACUUCAGGUCGGGAAGUCGGAAGUUCUAGAAAGAUGCCAGCGUUUACGAGUUGGAUGACCAUUUAAAACUAUUUUCCAAAAGUCGGAUAUUGCUUUUUCCGAGUUCCCAGUAGUCUUGGACGAUUACAAGUCAAUGAAUCUCGAGUUCCCAGUUAUUUUUAAAAAACAGUCUCAGUGGGUGGAAGUGAGCAGCAGACGGUCCUUGCUCUCUCCUUCCUUUCCUCCAGUGAGACUGACCAGAGAGAGGGGACACAGUCUUCCACCUGAUGGCAAAACUCGAGUCGCACCACAUCUGCCUCGGCACAAAUUCAUGUUGUUCCUAUGACCAGCGAAAGUGAAAUACUCCUCGAUAUUAAAAUACACACGACGAGCUGCUAAUAAUAAUAAUAAUAAAAACGCAGGGCUAGCCAUACACUUGGCUACUCAUUCAUUUUCCGGGGUCGUGGAAGUAGGUAGGCACCGUGAAUUGAGCUAUCCGAUUGGCCAGCACCAAAAGCGCACUCGAUUUAGCCACAUAUCUCCCGGUCCGCAGGGUAGCCGGAGUUUGUCUUUUCAGACAAAUGCAAAGGUAAAACAUGGUAAAACUUUGUAUACCCGGUGCCCAGGGCUUACGAAUCAACGUACCGUAAACAGCGCAACACGGAAAAAAGGGGCGCAAACGUAUGCUGUUACCGUUGGCUUUUCUACAGAAAUGUUUGGUGAUCGACUAGGAGGAAUGCCUUGAAGAUCAACCUGUCAAUCAACAUUAAAUAAAGGUUAAAAACAUGUUUUUAAUAAAUUAAAAUCGCGAUCCACCGGUUGGUGACCACUGUUAGAGAAGAAGAAGAAGAAGAAGAAGAAGAAGAAGAAGAAGAAGAAGAAGAAGAAGAAGAAGAAGGUGAAAAUAAAUAUCAUCCUUGUAAAAUGUGUAAAACCUUUUUGAGUUUUUUCUUGAUUUUUUCUUUGGACUGUUUUUCUGGGUUUACUUUAGAUGGUCACUACAACACUUUCUGUCAAUUGACCAAUAAAGACUUGUUUUAGAAUCUA
Messenger RNA from Oncorhynchus keta (chum salmon), 7376 nucleotides. RefSeq names its product calsyntenin-2-like. NCBI's taxonomy places the organism in Eukaryota, Metazoa, Chordata, Actinopteri, Salmoniformes, Salmonidae. Gene Ontology annotation, cellular component: postsynaptic membrane; cell surface. Gene Ontology annotation, biological process: homophilic cell-cell adhesion; positive regulation of synaptic transmission; positive regulation of synapse assembly. The record is from RefSeq and is a predicted model, not a curated record. Gene Ontology annotation, molecular function: kinesin binding; calcium ion binding; amyloid-beta binding. The transcript is spliced from 16 exons. The coding region runs from base 73 to 2739 and encodes 888 amino acids.